AUGGAACAGUGGAAGGAAUUCAAAGAUGAUCUGGGCAGAGUAUACUACUACAAUGAAAAGACUCAGGAGACGAGCUGGUCCAAGCCAAGCGAAACCGCAUUGAAAUUAACAUGGCAGAUAUUCAAAACAGAUGAGGGAACUGAAUAUUAUUAUAAUGAGGAGACAGGUGAAACGACAUGGGAUAAGCCAGCUGAGUUACAAGAGAACAGUCAUCAGGAGAAAGAUGAAAAAGAUGCGCCAAGUGAAUCGUCUUUAAAGAAGACAGAUCUUGAGCUCGAGCUUGAAUCAAAGCCUUUGAAAACUGACGAAUUGAUCAACCCUUCUGGCAUUGGCUCUUUUCAAGAUGCAGAGGAAUCAUUUAUCAAACUUCUUAAAGAUAAUGGAGUAGAUUCAACGUGGUCCUUCCAAGCAGUCAUAUCCAAGUUCAUUAAGAACCCAGUAUACUGGGCCAUUCCAGACUCUUUGCAUAAAAGAAAAUUAUUUGAAGGAUAUCUAGUUUCAAAGAUAAAGGAGGAGCACUUGAAUAAAGCACAGGUUGUCAAGGAUUUUGAAAAUAACUUUCUCGAUGUUCUAAAUAAUUAUUAUAAACUGAACAAAAUGAGCCUGACUACUCGUUGGAGAACAUUUAAACAAAAGCUCAUUGAAGACGACAACCCAAUUUUCAAUCAUGCUAUUGUACCUGAUAGCGAAAUAUAUAAAAUUUAUGAUCAGUUCGUCUCAGGUUUAGAAAGGAAACAUAAUGAAUCAAUUAGUCGACAGAAGGAGCAAGCAUUAAGUGAGUUGGAAACAUAUUUAAUUAGCAUUAAUCCAAGCAUCGUUUCUGAUAGUUCAGCUUGGCAAGAGCUUUAUAAUAAACUUCAAGAUGAUCCAAGAUUCACCGCAAAUAAACACUUCACAAUACUUGACAAACUUGAUAUUCUAGAAUUAUAUGAGGAUAAAAUAUAUUCCAAAGGUGUUGAUGAUAUUAAAGAGAAAAUUCGUGCUCAAGAAAAAAUAAAUUACAGGUCUGAUCGGAAAGCAAGAGAGAAUUUUAAAAACACGUUGAAUGAAUUGAAUAUUACAGCAAACUCAAGUUUCAAAGAGUUUUUUCCUAUAUUGGAGCAAAAGGACAGUUUUAUAGAAAUUUGUGGGAGAAAUGGCUCUACCCCAAGUGAAUUAUUUUGGGACAUUGUUGACGAGAAGAAGCAGACUUUACAAUUGAAAUCAGACUUGGUGGAAGGCGUUCUCGUGGACUUAAGGAAAAUCGACAGCACUAAGUAUCAUUCUGAUGUUGUAUUUAGUUCGAAGGAAAGUUUCAUCGAUGUUCUCAGAGAGGCAAAAGAUGAACGAUUGUCAAUAUUGGACCUAACCCUAGAUCAUCCAAAAGAUAACGAUGUUGAGUUCGUAUUUGAGAAAUUGAAAAGUGAUUCUAAGGCUAGAAGAGAACUUGAAAAAGAGAGAUACUUGGCUGACGUUGAUUUUGGAGUUAGAGAAAUAGCGCAAUGGCUUUACAAACACUACAAAGAUUGCGACUUUAUUCAUGUAGUAGCUGAUAACUCCACCGAUGACUCAAAGGGUUAUUUGGUUAAAAUAAUCCUGGAGUCCAAGGGUAGAUCAGUGCACUAUACGAUGAAAGAUGUUCUCAAUAUUACUGAGAUUAAAAAAAGAAUAUCACAUCUUGACCGAUUUCGAGAACUAGAAAGAACAAUUAAUAACUUCUAUGACUCUCAUUCCGAAGAGUCUUCGAAUAUACUUGACGAUGUCUUGAGAAAGACAUUUGAUCAAUUCAUAGAUAUUUUGAAUCAGCCCGAAAUACCGAGAGACACGAAGAGGACACUUGAGCUUGCAGAUCAAUCUGAAACUAAGCGUAGACGUCGUGACGAUGAUCAUGAGAAUGGAAGUAAGCGUUCUAAGCAGAAACUUGUCUUACUUAAUUAUUAG
Priceomyces carsonii is the source of this 1920-nucleotide messenger RNA. RefSeq lists its product as uncharacterized. Gene Ontology annotation, cellular component: U1 snRNP; U2-type prespliceosome. The record is from RefSeq and is a predicted model, not a curated record. Gene Ontology annotation, molecular function: protein binding; RNA binding. The transcript has a single exon. Gene Ontology annotation, biological process: mRNA cis splicing, via spliceosome. The coding region runs from base 1 to 1920 and encodes 639 amino acids. NCBI's taxonomy places the organism in Eukaryota, Fungi, Ascomycota, Pichiomycetes, Serinales, Debaryomycetaceae.